GGUGAGGUGGUAAAAUUUUAUAAAUGCAUGUGAAGGACAUCACAAAGAUGCAAAAGUGUUAUUCUGUAUUUGGGUUUGGCCAUGUGCCUGGUGAUUACGAUCUAAAUGUGAAAUUGGCCGAAAGUAAUGCUGCUAUUUCCUCUUAUUCCAAUCUUUUGAAUUGCUUAUUUGUCAAAAGAGAAAAUCCUUGUCCGUUUAGUAUUUCCACAUCUGUUGCUCCUCCAGCUGAUACCAGAUUAAAGAUUAAUGUUUUUUCUGAGGAUAUGAACCCAGUUAUAAGAUGCUGGUCUCAUUCUGAAAAUGAUGAUUUUGUUGCACCUCUUCAUUUUGUGAGAAGUGGAAAUAACGAGGCAUAUUACGAUUGUUGUUCUGAAACAGGACAGCUCUCAAUUUACUUACCUUAUAAACACAACAAUGAUCUUGAUGAAAAUGUAGAGAUUCUAAUGUUUUUAUGCUCAAGUAUGUCUUGUAUAAAGAAAAAAGUUUUUCUCAAAUUUUCAUUAAUCUACAGAGAUGAAGUAGUGGGAUAUAAAACAUUUGGACUUCAUGUUUGCUCAACCCCAAUCAGGGAUAGGAGAAACCAUGAAAAACAAAGAAAGCCUGUUAGGAAAAGAAAAGCUCCUGUUGGAGCUUAUGAAGACACUCCUAAUGAGUCUAAAGUGUUUGUAUUGCCUAUUAAGCAAUCUUGGAUCUACAAUGUCAUGAAAAAAUUGAAUCGUGGCCUUGAACUGCUGGAUGCUACUACUGUUGAAGAACAAGCUUAUUUUUUAAAAAGAGCAAAGCGAAGAAAAAAGAAAAGGGAAGUUAAAUCUACUACAUCAUCUUCAUCAAUUUCUAGAAGUAGUUCAAAAAAAGUCAUUGUAAAGUAACAACAUCAAUUUUAGUCAUUUUUAGUUUGUUGUAUACUGAUAUAGUUAAGUCCCAUGAUGGUCAAUGUAACUGAAUCUUUUGGUUAGUAUUUGUAAAUAAAAUGUUAAAUGAAAGCAAAAAACAAAACAAAAAUAAAUUGAGUUUAUGCCUGUGGCGCGAA
Messenger RNA from Xenia sp. Carnegie-2017, 1030 nucleotides. Its product is annotated as cellular tumor antigen p53-like. Lineage: Eukaryota; Metazoa; Cnidaria; Anthozoa; Malacalcyonacea; Xeniidae. Gene Ontology annotation, molecular function: DNA-binding transcription factor activity, RNA polymerase II-specific; RNA polymerase II cis-regulatory region sequence-specific DNA binding. Gene Ontology annotation, cellular component: nucleus. The record is from RefSeq and is a predicted model, not a curated record. Gene Ontology annotation, biological process: apoptotic process; regulation of transcription by RNA polymerase II. The transcript has 10 exons. The coding region runs from base 24 to 869 and encodes 281 amino acids.